This is a messenger RNA of Oryza brachyantha (malo sina), 2159 nucleotides long. RefSeq names its product transcription factor TCP20. Gene Ontology annotation, cellular component: nucleus. Bases 330 to 1274 code for a protein of 314 amino acids. The record is from RefSeq and is a predicted model, not a curated record. NCBI's taxonomy places the organism in Eukaryota, Viridiplantae, Streptophyta, Magnoliopsida, Poales, Poaceae. The transcript is spliced from 2 exons. Gene Ontology annotation, molecular function: DNA-binding transcription factor activity; sequence-specific DNA binding.
AAAAAUAAAAGGAAGAAAAGAAAGUCUAAAUAGCAUAGUAGUAGUGUAGUAGUAAAUCUAGAAAGUGGGUGCGGUAUCUUUCACAAGAUUUUUCUAUUCUCUCUUCUUCUUCCUCCUCUCCUUCCCUCCUCUCCUCUUGCACCUCCCCUUGUCCCCUCUCCAUCACCAUCUCAUCCAUCUGCUCCAGCUCUUCUCCUUCUUCUUCUUGUCUUGGGGUGGGUGGUGGAGGAGGAAGAGGAGGUUAGGGUUUGAUUAGGGAGUGGGUGGAUAGAUUGGUUGAUUGGUAGGGGGUGGUUUGGGUUUUGGUGUUUGUGUGUGGAGAGGGAGAGAUGGACCCCAAGUUCCCCCCACCCCCACCGCUAAACAAAACGGAGCCCACCACGACGGCCACCACCGUCACCGCCACCAACCAGCACCAGCACCAGCACCAGCAGCAGCUGGAUCCGAAGCAGUACCAGCAGGAGGAGCAGCGGCGGCGGCUGCAGAUUGAGGUGCAGGAGCAGCAGGAUGGGGGAGCGGGGAAGGAGCAGCAGGUGGUGGGGGAGAGGAGGGUGCAGGGGCUGGGGCCGAAGCGGAGCUCCAACAAGGACCGCCACACCAAGGUGGACGGGAGGGGGCGGCGGAUCCGGAUGCCGGCGCUGUGCGCGGCGCGGAUCUUCCAGCUGACGAGGGAGCUGGGCCACAAGUCCGACGGGGAGACCGUGCAGUGGCUGCUGCAGCAGGCGGAGCCGGCCAUCGUAGCCGCCACCGGGACGGGGACCAUACCGGCGUCGGCGCUGGCGUCCGUCGCGCCCUCGCUCCCGUCCCCGAACUCCGCGCUCUCCAGGUCGCACCACCACCACCACAUGUGGGCCGCCCCGGCGGCGUCCGCCGGCUUCUCCGGGGCCGGGUUCCUCAGCUCCGCUGGCGCCGCCGGCGACUCCGGGGGCAUCGGCGGCCUCAUGCAGCGGAUGGGGAUCCCCGCGGGGAUCGAGCUCCACGGCGGGGGCGCGGGGGCCCUGGGCGGCGGCGGCGGCGGCCACAUCGGGUUCGCCCCCAUGUUCGCCGGUCAUGCGGCGGCGGCCAUGCCGGGGCUGGAGCUAGGGCUGUCACAGGACGGCCACAUCGGCGUGCUCGCCGCGCAGUCGCUCAGUCAGUUCUACCACCAGGUCGGCGGCGCCGGGGCCAGCGGUCAACUGCAGCACCCGCACCAGCAUCACCAACACCAGCAGCAGCAGGAGGACGGCGAGGACGACCGCGACGACGGCGAGUCCGACGAGGAGUCCGGGCAGUAGUAGUUCAUCCACGUUGUCUCUCGGAGAAGAAAGGAGAACGCAAGGAGAGAACAGUGUAUGCAUGCAGCUAUUGCUAUUGUGCGGGGAUGCUUUACUUACUGUUGGGUUGUUCUUCAUGGGGUUUUUAUGUCUGAUUUUUCCCUCGUGUGGUGUCGAAACUCAAAAGAAUGAGGCUACUUGCUCCGGCGGCUUGGUGGGAUGGAUCAUGAUCAUCAUCUUCAGCUCAUACUCCUGCUGCUCCAUGGAUGAUAGUUGGUUUAUUCCCUCCCAAGUGUUUAGGUGUAUAAUAGCUGAGAAGCUGGACGGAUUGGAUCAUCGCUGUCGAGUGAGUGCCUUAUUUGUUAUUGCAGGUCAUGUAGAUAUUCAGGUAUUUUUGCAGUUAGAGAGGUCUUUUUCUUUUUACGGGAGUGGUGAUCCGCUUAUGUACGACAAAUACGAUGUCCGGCAAACCGAUCCUCACCCACGGGCUGUUUCUGCAACGCAAAGAUGAUGCAUAUACAUUUUUAGAGGCCUGAUUCUAUAUGCUUAUUUGCUUAUUCUUUUAUGGGAUGUUGUAUGAUGUUGAUUUCAUGGUUUCUCCUAGUUUUCCCCUUGGUUUUUGCAGCACACUUUACUAUUUUAGUCAGCUUCUUGAUGUAGGGUGACCUGUCUAUUAAUAGAAUGGAGCAGCAGAAACAUCAACAAAUGUGUGCUUGCAGACAUGGAUUGUGUCAUGGUGAAAUGUUUUAGUGUUUCUUUGUAGAGAGUGUUUCACACUUUUAAUACCCCAUAUAUAGCACAUGAUUAUAUAGUAGAGCAAAUGCUGCUUGAUUGAGAAACAUAACUCAAAAGCUUUGCACCUUACCUCAUAUAUAGCUUUCACUGUUUAAUUUCAUACCCAAGUUC